AUGACUUCCUUUCAAGUCCCCGUCUUCGAUACCUCCCGCUUCCCUCUCCCCACCCGUGCCUUCAUCGGCGGCGAGUUCGUGGACAGCACCGGCGAUGAGAAGCAUACCCUUAUUUCUUCGGUCAAUGACCAAAUCCUCACGAACGAACUUCAGUGGUCAAAUGCUCGAGACGUUGAUCUCGCUGUCGAAUCCUCUCAGAAAGGCCUUGCCCUUUGGCAGGCCAUGAGUAAUGACGCCCGUCGUGAUGCCCUUGUCGAGUACGGCAAUCUCAUCCGACAGAAUCGAGAGCAGCUUCACUGGUUGGAGGCAGUGCUCACUGGAAAGGACGCUGGUUUUUGUGGCUUCGAGAUUGGCGCCGCCGCCGACCUAUUCACCUACUAUGGCAACAUGAUCGACAAGUUCGAUAGUGAAGUCAUGGCUGCGGAUGAGGAUUCCAUCAGAUACACUCUCCGUCAACCAUGGGGAAUCUGCGCAGGCAUUUGUCCCUUCAACGGAGUCAUUGUCACUCUUGCAAUGAAAGCGGCGCCUGCACUCGCCUGUGGCAACUCCAUUAUUAUCAAGACUAGCGAAACAAACCCCUUCUCAACCCUAUUCAUGACAUCUCUUACCAUUGAAGCCGGCAUUCCUCCUGGCGCCAUGAACUGCCUGGUUGGCGGUGCAGAAGCCGGCAACGCCCUCUCCUCGCACAUGGAUAUCCGCAAGAUCAGCUUCACGGGAAGCAUCGGUGUGGGUAAGCUCAUCCAAAUUGCUGCGGCAAAGUCAAACCUCAAGAGCGUCACCUUGGAGCUUGGGGGCAAGUCUCCCAUCAUUGUGUUUCCAGACGCCAAUUUGGAGGCAGCACUGCCGGCUGCGACCUUGUUUCUCUUGAUGAACGGCCAGGGAUGCGCUCUUCCAACCAGGCUGUAUGUCCAUGAGUCUAUCGCUGAAGAUUUCAUUGGAAAGGUGAAGGACAUGGUUGAAGGUCAUGCGAAAACUCUAGGUGGUGAUCCUACGGCGGCGAGCACGUACUCCUCGCCCCUGUACCAUCACCGCCAGAAAGACGUCGUUCUUUCAUACAUCGAGUCUGGAAAAGCAGAAGCAAAACUCAUUACCGGUGGAAAUGCCGUUGGGGAACAAGGUUGUUACGUUGAGCCGACAAUCUUUGUCGAUCCAGCACCCGAUGCUCGAGUUCUCAGGGAAGAAAUCUUUGGACCCGUGCUUGUCGUUGUCAGGUUUUCCACCGAUGAUGAGGUUUUGAAACUGGCAAACGACACCGAGUACGGACUCGCGGCUUCUAUCUGGACGGCUGACAUGAAACGAGCAUUGCGGUUUGCUCAUAAGCUUGAGGCUGGAAGUGUCAAGGUGAACGGAGCUGGUGGUUAUCACCCAAGUGUUCCUAUGGGCGGAUGGAAGCAGAGCGGCCAAGGUCUUGAGAAUGGCAAAGAAGCUAUGCUUGACUGGACCCAGUUGAAGUCUGUUGCGUUGAGGGGAUAA
Messenger RNA from Fusarium keratoplasticum, 1473 nucleotides. Its product is annotated as Aldedh domain-containing protein. Bases 1 to 1473 code for a protein of 490 amino acids. Lineage: Eukaryota; Fungi; Ascomycota; Sordariomycetes; Hypocreales; Nectriaceae. Gene Ontology annotation, molecular function: aldehyde dehydrogenase (NAD+) activity. The record is from RefSeq and is a predicted model, not a curated record. The transcript has 6 exons.